AUGAUAAUAGCACGGUUCAAGAACAGAUUUGUGUUGUGAAUUGUGAUAUGCUGGUCUGGUUCUGAUUAGUAACCGGUGAAUGAGUAGGAAGGAGGAUGCUUGGCUUGUGCCCUCUACCGUAUUCUUGUUUUCAAUCGUCACUCUCUUCCCCAUUCUUCUCCACAAAUCCGACGGCACUUAAACUAUUCCCCUCUACUAAAUCACUUUCAACACUCUUCACUCUUCAUUCUUCCCAAACCCCAAACCCAACCCAAAUAACCAGCGGUAAUUAUGGGGGUAUGAGACUAGAAGACAAAGUAGAUGCCAAGUCCACAAAGUUGAGACUCGAUUCUUGGAUUUCUUCUAGGAUUUCGGGCAUCAGUAGAGCUCGUAUUCAAUCCAGCAUUAAAUCUGGCCUUGUUUCUGUCAAUGGCAGGGUAGUUGAUAAGGUUUCACACAAUGUCAAGUUUGGGGAUAAGGUUAGUUGCACAAUUUCAGAGUUGCAACCUUUGAGGGCUGAACCUGAGGACAUAGCUUUGAAUAUUGUCUAUGAAGAUGAUCACUUAUUGGUUGUUAAUAAGCCCGCACAUAUGGUUGUUCAUCCUGCGCCUGGUAAUCCAACUGGUACACUUGUAAAUGGUAUACUUCAUCAUUGCUGUCUUCCAACAGUUGCAGUUUCAAGCCAGGAAGUUGUUUCAGAUGUGGACAAUAUAUCCGAUGAUGAUGAUGAUAAUGAAGUGUCAUACUCUGGCUCUGAUUCAUCUGUUCGUCCGGGAAUAGUUCACAGGUUGGACAAAGGCACUAGUGGAUUGCUUGUUGUUGCAAAGGACGAACAUGCUCAUGCUCAUUUGUCUGAACAAUUUAAGCAACACACUAUACAGAGAGUAUACAUUAGUCUUACUUGUGGAGUGCCCUCUGCAUUGACUGGACGAAUCGAUAUCCCUAUUGGUCGUGAUGUGAAUAACAGAAUUCGUAUGGCUGCUAUUCCUGGACCAGCUAAGCAAGGACGGGCACGUCAUGCUGCUAGUAGGUAUAAAGUAAUUGAAAUACUUGCUGUUGGUGGUUCAGCAUUGGUAGAGUGGAGGUUGGAAACUGGUCGUACUCAUCAGAUUCGUGCACAUGCCAAGUAUAUUGGAAUUCCUCUACUAGGUGAUGAGGUUUAUGGAGGCAGCAGAAGCAUGGCUUUAUCAGUGCUUCGCCCCAGAAUUCCUCUCAGCUGUCAUAGUGAACUUCCCUUGUUGCUUUCAGGAUUAGAAAGGCCUUGUCUGCAUGCUUUGGCUCUUGGGUUUACGCAUCCACGAACCAAGGAAGAAAUACACUUUUCUUGUCCACCUCCUCCAGAUUUUAGCGGGACCUUGAGCCAGCUUCGAGAGAUGGGAAUGGAGAAGGUUUAGUCAGUUAAUUGUAUAAUUGUUCGAUUUCCUGGAAUUUGCUUCGCCAUCUAGACAUGUGUUCUAAGCAGGAAAGGUUAUAUAGGAAAUCUGGAGACUUUCUGUAAAUCUUUUCAGACAAAUUGGUCGUCUUACACCUUCCAUAUUAUUAACCUAGAUUCGUUUGAGUCUGUAUCUUACCAAUUCUUUGUUUAUGCUAAUUAUGAUUACUGAA
Molecule: messenger RNA, 1584 nt
Organism: Mercurialis annua (annual mercury)
Lineage: Eukaryota; Viridiplantae; Streptophyta; Magnoliopsida; Malpighiales; Euphorbiaceae
Product: RNA pseudouridine synthase 2, chloroplastic
Exons: 8
Coding region: 96-1373 (425 amino acids)
Biological process (GO): pseudouridine synthesis
Molecular function (GO): pseudouridine synthase activity; RNA binding
Source: RefSeq, a predicted model, not a curated record